This is a messenger RNA of Leptopilina boulardi, 1425 nucleotides long. RefSeq names its product beta-1,3-galactosyltransferase 5-like. Gene Ontology annotation, cellular component: membrane. Gene Ontology annotation, molecular function: hexosyltransferase activity. The record is from RefSeq and is a predicted model, not a curated record. The transcript has 3 exons. Lineage: Eukaryota; Metazoa; Arthropoda; Insecta; Hymenoptera; Figitidae. The coding region runs from base 277 to 1335 and encodes 352 amino acids.
GGCCUUAGCAGCCCUCGCCUUGUUUCAACAGUAGUUGGGUGUAGUUUCCAAAUAAUGUAAUACACAUUUUGAAAAUGUUUUUUAAAAAGUACUAAAGCAUCAUGUGCAUUAUAGCUAAUGCUAUAUUCUGUAAAUAUUAGUAGUGAAAUAAUCAAUUUUAGUUUCGAUGUAAUAAAUGAAUUUUAUGAAAAGCUGAACCUCUUGAGAUGAAGAAAUCUUUUAAAAAGGAAUUUGUCAAUAGGGCUGGAAUGAGUAUAAUGAAACGUUUUCGUCAGUAUGCUCGAUAAGAGGCGGUUACCUACCAUUGGAUCUUCAUCAUGUUACUUAAUAUUUGUACUCGCUCUCUUCUUCACUGGAUGCGCUUUCUUCUGGUGUCACAAUGCUUACCAAGUUUCAAUUAUAUUAUCGUCUAAUGUAAUGAGUACUCCAGGAUUUGUUUUAGUCCUUCCUGGAAAUAGUACAGAAUAUUCACAAUCAUUAACAAUAAAUGAACUAUCGAAUGAUGAUGAGAAUACACUUAUUGAUUUGAAGAGUUUUAAAUUUCUUUUAAAUCAUGAUAUGUGUAAUAAAACUCAACCGCUUUUAUUAAUGAUGGUUCAUUCUGCACCAAAAAAUGUGGAAAAAAGAAAUGUCAUUCGCGAAACUUGGGGUAAAGCAUCAUCAUCUGUAACAACAAUUUUCCUUAUUGGCUGGUCUGAAGAAUAUCAAGCCGAACUUGAAACGGAAGAUUUAAGAUAUGGUGAUUUAAUCCAAGGAAAUUUUCAUGAUGCCUAUAGAAAUAUGACUUAUAAACACGUCAUGGCUCUAAAAUGGGCCACAUAUCAUUGUCCUGGUGCCAAAUACAUAUUAAAAUUGGAUGAUGACGUAUUCGUGCAUAUCAAUGCAGUGUUGGAUUUCUUAAAGCAUCAUUUGUCACCUUGGGGAGCUAGGCGUCUUAUGCUUUGCGAUCCACUUUCGGCAAAAGUGAAAAGAUCCUAUCGUUCAAAAUGGCGUGUAUCACCACGAGAAUAUCCUGGAAGAGAAUAUCCACUUUAUUGCGCAGGAUGGGCUAUUUUCUAUUCUCCUGAUACUGCAUUUUUAUUAUAUCGUGAAGCUCAAAAAGAACCUUAUUUUUGGAUAGAUGAUGUUCAUAUCACUGGGACAAUAGCUAGGAAAGUUAAUUUAACUCAAGUGUCAGUGCACUCACUAGUGCUGACAAAGAAUGAGAAAAAUGACAUCCUACUUAAUAAUUCUGCUUGUUCCAAGAAUUUUUUGUUUGGAUCGCCAAAUUUGAAAGGAGAAGAAAUAAAAGCUCUGCACAGUAUUGUUUCUCAUUGCUCAAUAUUAAGUAAUUAAAAAUUUGUAAACUAAUAUAAAUAUAGAAACUUUUAGUGAAAUACUCUAAUAAAUUUAAGUAGUUUUUUUUUGUUGAUUUUACAUUUACAA